This is a messenger RNA of Lolium rigidum, 1486 nucleotides long. RefSeq lists its product as uncharacterized. The coding region runs from base 145 to 1401 and encodes 418 amino acids. The transcript is spliced from 3 exons. NCBI's taxonomy places the organism in Eukaryota, Viridiplantae, Streptophyta, Magnoliopsida, Poales, Poaceae. The record is from RefSeq and is a predicted model, not a curated record.
CUGGACGAUGAAGAUAGGCUCAGUACGUUGACUGAUGAUAUUUUGUUGUCUAUCUUGGGGAGAGUCAGUUUACGUGUGGCAGUAAGGACAUGCGUGCUCUCUACACGGUGGAGGCAUCUUCCUUGGUUGCUCCCUGAACUCAGCAUGGAUGUCGAGGAUUUCCUAUCUGCUCCAUGCACUGAAACUAUUGAGGCAAAUGAUAUGGAGAAAGCUAUGGUGUCUUUGACCAAAGCAACCAGGAGUUUCUUGACUGAUCAGCAGAGAGGAUCCACUAUCUCAAGUCUGCACCUUAAGCUCUACUUGAUCAACACUUUCUUGUGUGAACUUGGCCUACUGGUAGGUGAUGCAAUUGAAAGCGGUUUCUUGAAAGAUUUGGAUCUCACUAUUCUUGAUGCGACAGAUCCUCUUGACUGUAGUGUGGAGGAUAUGCUACAGCGAGUCGAAGAAAUAGAUGGUUUUUUCUGUGCCUACCCUAGUGUUCUCCAUUGCCUCACAAGACUCUCUCUAGACAAUUUAGGCUUCAUCAAAGUGGAUAUGCAUCACAUCCUGUUUGACUGCUGCAAGCAACUGAAGUAUCUAAGCCUCUGUCAGUGUGAUACUGGUCUUGGAUCUUGGUUUAAGAUUGAUGCACCAGACUCAAAACUCAUUGUUCUAGAACUCACCAAGUGUCGUUUUGAGAGACUUGAGGUGGUCUGCCUUCCGAAGUUGGAGAAGCUCAGUUGGGAUACUUGGGUAUCUCGGUCUGUCCCCUUAGCUUUCGGUUUUGUCCCGUCUCUUGGGCAACUAGAACUCUCAUGUGGUGCGAUAUGUGACCAACGUGAAUUUAAAUUAAGUGAGCUACUGCACGGAACCACAAGCAUACAUACUCUCACAUUGGAUUUCCAAGGAGAAAAGCUUUGGAUGCAACCUGAAAUGGGCCAACUCCGCACUGCUUUCAAGAAGCUAAGGAAGCUGUAUGUGCGCGGUAUCUUUGUUGAAUUUGACAUUUUGUGGAUAACGGCCUUUCUUGUGGCGGCACCAUCUAUCGAGAUGUUACAUGUUGAGGUAUGGGAACAUCCAUGUGAUGUGGACGACGAGAUCAGACAGCAGGCCUUCUUUGACAGAAAGGCUCCUCAGUGGAAGAUGGAUUUCGAUGGCUCCAAAAACUGGCUUUUGAAACAGCUGGAAUUCAUUGGCUUUAGGUCACUAGAACAUCAGUUUACAUUUAUAAGAUCCAUGCUGGAGAGAUCUCCCAAUCUACACAGUAUAAUUUUGAAAGGAGAUGAGCAAUGUGACUCCUGUGACGCCCUUGGUAUACCAUCAAAGUUCCCAAAGAAAAAUGACCAAGAAAUGGUCGUUAGCCGAAUUAGAGAGGGCAUGUUCCUGCCACAAAUAAUUUUUAAUGAAAGGGGUGUUUGGUGAAUUAGAGUGCAACACUCUGUGCUCUCUGUUUGUGUUGAAUACCUUGUUAUUGUGGGAUUUUAGGAGGUGUGGUGGUUAUCUCAUG